AUGUGCGGCCGCUACGUCCUGUACCUCUCACCGUCCACGCUCGAAUCCUACCUCCGCACCUCUGGCCUCGCCAUCUCCGCCGCACCCGACGCCUACCAGCCGCGCUACAACAUCGCGCCCGGGCAGACUGCGCCGGUGAUCACCCUCGCUCCAAACAGCGGGGAAAAUGUCAGCCUCCAGCUCACACCGAUGAAAUGGGGAGUCACCCUCACCGCGACGACUCCCUCAGCGACGCCGCAGCAGCAGUGGACACAAAUCAACACGCGGGCAGAGACUCUCGCUGCUCCGACGGGCUUCUGGGACCGUCUGAAGCCAUACCGCUGCGUGGUCCCAUCGAACGGGUUUUACGAGUGGCUUCCGGCGACGGGGCAGCCGCACCACGCCACGCCCUCCCCGGGUAUGCCCCCCCUCCUCUUCGCAGGCCUCUACGACCCAUCCACCAACACGUACACAAUAAUCACCACCCCGUCUUCCACAACGCUGUCAUUCCUGCACGCGCGCAUGCCCACGAUCCUUUCGGCGGGCGACGCCUCGCGAUGGCUGAACGCGGAUACUUCGUGGGACGCGCUGCAGCCGCUGCUGGUGCCGUGGGAGGGCGGCGCGCUCGAGGUAUAUCCCGUCGCCGGCGAGGUGGGGAAGGUCGGUAAUGACUCCCCGACCUUCGUCGACAGGGUCAGUGAGAGGAAAGAUGGCAUUCGCGCAGGGCUCGAGAGGCAGAGGAUUGUUGCUGCGGCUGCGGCUGCUUCGCCGAGCAAGGAGAAGGAGAAGGAGAAGAAGAUGGAGAAGAGGAUGGCGGAGGAUGAACCGCCGGAGACGCCGCCGCCUGGAAAGACGCUGAAGAAAUCUGAUGACGCCAAAGAGCUGCCAACUCCAACUCCUGUGAAGAAAACGAAGACGACAAAGAGUGCUACUAGCAAUGCCGCGAAUAGAAGAUCGCCCAAGAAGACGAAAAAGAAACCCACACCAGAUGGGAAUAGAAAGAUCACCAGCUUUUUCAAGUGAUAUGCACAAUGGUGUUUGCCGGUUUUUUUGCGUGCUUUUGGGAGUUCAUGGUACGGUAUUGGUUGGCUUGCUUGGGGUUUUGCGGUCUGCAUGUUGGUUUGCUUGAUGCGAUUACGGUAUCUACGGCCACUCUUCUCGAUCUCUAGUGAAAGGCA
This is a messenger RNA of Tricharina praecox, 1157 nucleotides long. RefSeq lists its product as uncharacterized. The transcript has 2 exons. Gene Ontology annotation, biological process: DNA damage response. Lineage: Eukaryota; Fungi; Ascomycota; Pezizomycetes; Pezizales; Pyronemataceae. The record is from RefSeq and is a predicted model, not a curated record. The coding region runs from base 1 to 1002 and encodes 333 amino acids. Gene Ontology annotation, molecular function: single-stranded DNA binding.